AUGCAGCAAACCACAACAAAUACAGCAGAGGAGGGCCAUCACCUCCCAACCGAGAUCUUAAUUAAGAUAGUCGAAUCUCUAAUUGCAGACGCCGCCGCCAAAUGCCUACCCGUCAAUUGGAAAAUACACACGGGAGCCACCCGCAAAGAUGAAAUCACAGUCUACGAAGCACCCGAUGGCCAAAAAGCCACGAACCUAGUGGCUUCCUUGAAACGCUUCAACAGUAUCCGGCUACCAUUGCAAAUCUGCGCCUGGACACGGGACCUAGUCACGCAAAGCUUCCCCCCCUUGCCAUUCCGUGUUCCCUAUCACCAGUAUGAACCCCGCCGCCGCAGGAUGGAGACCUACGUCUGGACGCGGCCAGACAUUGACAUCUUCUGGCCCCAGCGCAAAGGCCCCAGCUUCUGGUGGCCGAGGUGGACAGACUACAUGUACGACGCAGACGACCACCGCUUCUGCCUGUCCGGCUCGACAAACGACCUCCGUCACCUCCAAAUGGUCAGAUUCGACUGGCUUCGCUCUGGACUGGGAGACGGCGAGGACCUGGACCGGGCCAUUUUGUGGUGCCUGUCCCUCCCCAACCUCAAGCAGAUCGGCAUCCACACGCACGACACGAACCCCAGCCACGCAGAAGAGUUGCUUAGAGGCAUGGGAUCGAACCAAUGGACGCCCCAGUAUCUUCACAUGGUUGGUCUAUCUUCUUCAAUUACUCUGGCGCUGCAAAACCUUACGGAGGAACGCAACGGGCAGUGGGAGGCGCUUCGGGACAGGGGAAUCUCGGUUGUUGUCUAUGACCGCCAGCAUUCAAUCGAGAAUGCUCUGCUAGAGCUUUUCCUUGACGAUAUGGGUAUCUGCUUCAAGCUCCUGCAUCGGUAG
Molecule: messenger RNA, 876 nt
Organism: Colletotrichum orchidophilum
Lineage: Eukaryota; Fungi; Ascomycota; Sordariomycetes; Glomerellales; Glomerellaceae
Exons: 1
Coding region: 1-876 (291 amino acids)
Source: RefSeq, a predicted model, not a curated record